Messenger RNA from Thecamonas trahens ATCC 50062, 1235 nucleotides. Its product is annotated as glycylpeptide N-tetradecanoyltransferase. The transcript has 2 exons. Bases 30 to 1193 code for a protein of 387 amino acids. NCBI's taxonomy places the organism in Eukaryota, Apusomonadida, Apusomonadidae. Gene Ontology annotation, cellular component: cytoplasm. Gene Ontology annotation, biological process: N-terminal peptidyl-glycine N-myristoylation. The record is from RefSeq and is a predicted model, not a curated record. Gene Ontology annotation, molecular function: glycylpeptide N-tetradecanoyltransferase activity.
UCUCGACGUCUGUGAGAGAGGAAGGAACUAUGGCGGACGACUCGCACAAGUUCUGGGAUACCCAGCCUGUGCCUAAGCUGAGUGAGGACACGCCCGACGAUGUCAACGAGCCGAUCGUGCCCGAGUACGAGGAGAUCCGCCAGGAGCCGUACAAGCUCCCGCCGGGUUUUGAGUGGUCGAUCAUCGACAUCGAUGCGCCAGAGCAGCUGACCGAGGUGUACACCCUGCUGGCCAAGAACUACGUGGAGGACGACGACUGCAUGUUCCGCUUCGACUACUCGCGCGAGUUCCUCUGCUGGGCACUCAAGCCGCCUGGAUGGCUCCCGCAGUGGCACCUCGGCGUCCGUUCGACCAAGAAGAAGUCGCUGCUCGCGUUCAUCUCGGCCGUCCCUGCCGACAUCCACGUCCGCGGCACGUCUGUGCCCAACGUGGAGAUCAACUUUCUGUGCGUCCACAAGAAGCUGCGGACCAAGCGCCUUGCUCCGGUACUCAUCCAGGAGAUCACCCGCCGCGUCCACCUCGAGGGAAUCUUCCAGGCCGUGUACACGGCUGGCGUCGUCCUCCCGCGCCCGAUCGCGUCGUGCAUGUACUACCAUCGGUCGCUCAACCCCAAGAAGCUUGUCGAGGUCGAGUUCUCGUACCUCAAGCCGAACAUGACCAUGAAGCGGCUCAUCCGGCUCUACAAGCUGCCCAACGAGCCGGUGCUCAAGGGCCUGCGGCCGAUGACGCCUGCCGACGUCCCCUCGGCAGCCGAGCUUCUCCGCAACUACCUCACGUCGAUGGACCUCUACCAGCGCAUGUCCGACGAGGAGUUUGCGCACUGGCUCCUCCCACGCGACGGCGUCGUCUCCUCGUACGUCAUCGCCGACGACAACGGCAACGUCACCGACUUUUGCUCGUUCUACUCGCUGCCGUCGACCAUCAUCGACCACCCCAAGUACAACACGCUUAACGCCGCCUACUCGUACUACAACGUUGCCACCUCGGUCGAGCUCAAGACCCUCAUGAACGACGCCCUCAUCCUCGCCAACAGCGCCGGCUUUGACGUCUUCAACGCCCUCGAUCUCAUGGACAAUGCCGACUUUCUCACCGACCUCAAGUUUGGCAAGGGAGACGGCCACCUCCAGUACUACACCUUCAACUGGCGGACCGCGCCCACUACGCCGUCCAAGAUCGGCCUCGUCCUCCUCUAGCCGUAGCCGACUGAGUAACAUCCGUGUCAAGCGUGCAUCAUA